AUGAAGCGUAUACUAGCAGGACAGUUCAUGAAAGAAUAUGCUUUAGUAGCAGAAAAUCUUUACAUGAUGAUUAUGAAGGAUUUGGGAAAUUUGAAAAUGUGUUACGUGGAAGAUGUGUUAGGGAAACACAGUGAUCAUGAACUCGCCUGGAUGUUUCUUGUGGAUGGAUGUGCAACGCUGCAGUUCAUGCAUUGUUUUGAAAAUUACGAGAAGUUCCGGCGAAUGAAUAUCACUGACGAGCUGGUGGUUUUUGCGACACAGGAUAUACUCUUGCUCGAGAAUCAACUUCCUUACGCACUCCUCGAGCUAUUGAUUAGCUCGGUCGUCCAGAAAACAGAGCAGGAGAUAAUCAGAUAUUCAAUCGACAAGUUCAUUUCUGGUUGCAAUAUAUUUUUAACAGAACGUUUAUCAGCAAAAAAAUUAAGAGAGGUUCCAACCUGCCAUCUUCUGGGUCUUCUGCGGCAGGCAACAGGGGUCGAUUUUAAAGCAGAGAACAAAGCAAGACCGUUUAUAACUGGAGAUUCGCCCACGUUUCACAGCGCGACACAGCUUACGGUAUCAGGGAUCCGGUUUAAGCCAUUUUAUGAAGCAUCCUUGGAAAUUUCUUUCAAGCGAGGCUUCUGGGGAAUCUUACGACUUCCUCCAGUCAUAGUCGAUGAGUCGUUGUUUUUGCCCAUGUUCUUGAGCUUAGCAUCAUACGAAAAGUGCCCAGAUUUUUUGAAUGGGAAAGAGGUCACCUCCUAUAUAUGGUUCCUGGACUCGCUCAUUCAGCAUCCUGAUGAUGUCAAGGUGCUUAGAGAGGCCGGCAUUCUCAUAAAUUUUUUUGGCAGUGAAGAAGAAAUAGCUGAACUCUUCAAAAUGGUAGCCAAGGACUUGGUUCCAAACCCUGAUUUAUAUUCCAAUUUGAGAUUUGAAAUCGAAGUGCAUUACAAGAAAAAAUGGAGACCCCGGAUAUAUCAGCUGAUUAAGGUCUCUCAAGAUUAUUGGACUAUGCUUAAAGUUGGUGCUUUUAUUACUAUCUUUUUUACUGUUGUUCAAACUUAUUUCGCGCUUCCUCUUCAUAAAAGCAAGACAUAG
This is a messenger RNA of Hevea brasiliensis (rubber tree), 1077 nucleotides long. RefSeq lists its product as uncharacterized. Lineage: Eukaryota; Viridiplantae; Streptophyta; Magnoliopsida; Malpighiales; Euphorbiaceae. The record is from RefSeq and is a predicted model, not a curated record. The transcript has a single exon. Bases 1 to 1077 code for a protein of 358 amino acids.